Molecule: messenger RNA, 1830 nt
Organism: Drosophila santomea
Lineage: Eukaryota; Metazoa; Arthropoda; Insecta; Diptera; Drosophilidae
Product: NECAP-like protein CG9132
Exons: 4
Coding region: 93-830 (245 amino acids)
Biological process (GO): endocytosis
Cellular component (GO): membrane; clathrin vesicle coat
Source: RefSeq, a predicted model, not a curated record
CUCGCCGGUCACACUGGCUAAAGCUUAAAAAAAAAACACUUGGCAAAAUUCAGAUAAUAAACAAAAUCAAAAAUAGUUGAAUUUCGAAUAAGAUGGAGUACGAAAGUGUGCUGAUCGUGAAGCCGGAGGUGUUUAUCUACAAAAUACCGCCCCGUGCAAGCAAUCGAGGCUAUAGAGCGGGAGAUUGGAACUUAAAAGAGCCCACCUGGACGGGCAGGAUGCGACUGGUGGCCAAGGGCACAGCCGUCGUCCUGAAGCUGGAGGACAAGACCAGUGGUGCCCUGUUCGCCAACUGCCCCAUCGACACAUAUCCCGGCGUGGCCAUUGAGGCGGUAUCCGACAGCUCCCGGUACUUUGUCAUCCGCGUGCAGGACGAUAAUGGACGAUCGGCAUUCCUGGGCCUCGGAUUUGGUGAUCGAUCAGAUUCGUUCGAUCUGAAUGUGGCGCUACAAGAUCACUUCAAGUGGGUGAAGAACCAGGAGCAGAUCGAGAAGGAGAAGACGGAGCCCAAGCAGGAGCUGGGUCUGGGAUUCAAGGAGGGCGAGACCAUCAAGAUCAACAUGAGGAUAACGAAAAAGGAUGGUUCCGAGGGAUCCUCGCGCACUGGCAAGAACAAAGGCUCCUCGGGCGUGCUGCCACCGCCGCCUGGUGGCCUUGGAAAGAUCGCUCCGCCACCGGCCGCCGCCGCAGCCACGACGGUACGGCAAAGUCCCGGCGUUUCGCCUGCCCACAGACCCGCCGCUGGAGGAUCCGAAUGGACCGACUAUGCAUCCGCCGGUGGCAACCAGGGACAACAGAACUCGGCCAAUGCCAACUGGGUGCAGUUCUAGAUAGACAUCAUCCUGUUCCUGCUGCUGCUGCGCUCCUACCCCCCAGAACUUUAUGUUUAAGACUCUUCAGAUGUGUUUUUUUUUAUUCACCAUUUGCAAGCAAAUUAUUAUCGUUUUGAAUAAGACCAAAAGAUUGAACAGAACAUUCAGCAAGGGCGUCACGCGUUAAAGUUAAAGAUUUUUAAUUCAAUUGAAAUUGUGUAUUAGUUUCCCCGCCCACCACUCGCCCACCAUCUAUCUCUCUCUCCCACUCCCUCUAUCUGCGUAAUUACGUCUCGCUCUAAUUGGAGAAGUAUGAUGAAGGUGGGCGGAGUUCUCAGUGAGCGGGGAUUUGUAGCGAACUAUUUAGUCUGGUUGUUAAUUGUAUAAAUGAAAGUAACGAUAAUUUGUAUGGAAAUUAUACUAAAAUGUAAUUUGUUAACGUCGAGAUAAUGCAAUUAAAAAUGCAUACUAAGUUUAAAUCAAGUUAUACACGAACACGAACACUGCAACAGCUAAACUGAAGUGAAAUAUUCAACUUUUGAGUACUUACACACGACACACACGCACGUAAAAAGGACAUUCCGCAGAUGAGAGAUAGGACGCACUACAUACCAAUAUAAUUUAUUGUUAACUCUAUUCCCAAUUCUCCCUGAUCCGCUUGUUUUACACCCCUACCUUAAAUGGAAUACAAGAAAUUAUGCAGAUCUAUCCACCUGUUCCCGUUUUCGGCUUUAAUCACAUUGUGUGAAAUCGGAAUUGAUUUAAUCGAACAUGAAACACUAGACAUGGAUUGAAUUUUAUUAGCCUUAGUUUCAAAUGAAUGCUUACUGGAUUAGUUAUGGUUUCACAUAAUUUGAGAGGAACGCAAUCGGGAUCAGGGCAAUAUAUAUAUUUUUUUCUGUUUUUAAAAGGCACACACAUGCAUAGCAACUAAGUAAAUCAAAUGAAUUAUAUAUAAUAUACAAUAUGAAGAAAUAUCCAUAUGUAUUAAUAAACCACAUUAUUGUAGAGAAGGAAA